Notothenia coriiceps (black rockcod) is the source of this 2740-nucleotide messenger RNA. RefSeq names its product finTRIM family, member 84 (gene ftr84). The coding region runs from base 73 to 1785 and encodes 570 amino acids. The record is from RefSeq and is a predicted model, not a curated record. NCBI's taxonomy places the organism in Eukaryota, Metazoa, Chordata, Actinopteri, Perciformes, Nototheniidae. The transcript has 7 exons. Gene Ontology annotation, molecular function: zinc ion binding; protein binding.
GAUAUUAUUUUUGGGGGUUUGACCUCGGAGACAAAUCAAGUUCAUCUAAUAUUUGUCUGAAUCAACAUCAUCAUGGCUGAGUCUGGUUUCCCUUUACCACCAGAGGACUUCUGUGCACUGUGUGCGGACACACUAAGAGACCCGGUCACCAUCCCCUGUGGAGAUACCUACUGCCUGGAGUGCAUCACGGUCUACUGGGACCAGUUUGACCACAUGGGUGUGUACAGGUGCCCACAGUGUCGCGCCACCUAUACACCACGGCCUGCGCUUAAACGAAAUCUCCCCGACGUGAACAAAGAGACACCACGCCAGCUCCCGGAGCUCACUCCUUUCCCCUACAUGCAACGAGAAUCUUUCUGCGAUUUCUGUGUCGGCCAUCGCAAAAAGGCUGUUAAGUCUUGCCUCAUGUGCUUGGCCUAUUACUGCGAAACUCAUGUCAAGCCACAUUACGAGUCAUCCACCUUCAAGAGACACAAGCUGGUCGAUGAGAUGGGCCACCUGGACAGGAAAAUAUGCCCCCAGCAUGAGAAAGGCCUCGAGCUGUUCUGUCGCACGGACCAAAUGUGUAUCUGUGUGCUGUGUACGGUCAGAGAGCACCGGAGCCACAACAUUACCUCAGCAGAAGAAGAGCGCAACGAAAAACAAAAAGUCCUGGUGGUCACGCAGUCUGAGGUCCAGUACAUCAUUCAGGAGAGGAUGAAGGAAUUGCAGGAGCUCAGACAUAAUGUGGAAGUUCUCAAAAGUGGUGCCCAGCGAGCACAGGCAGAAAGUGAUAAGACCUUUCAUGAAAUGCUGCAGGCGGUGGAGCGCUGGAAGGCUGAAAUCCAUCAGAUGAUAACAGCCAACAUGCAGUCUGCGAUGUCGCAGGCUGAGGGCUACGUGGACCGUCUGGAGCAGGAGAUACAGGAGCUACAGCGCAGAGACGCAGAGCUCCGGCAGAUCCUCGAAACAGAGGACAACAUUCACUUUCUGCAGAAUUUUCCGACUCUGUGCAUUCCUCCUGAGGCCAUGGUGCCCAAAGUGCUCAUCAACCCUCAGUUCUCCUUUGGAGAGAUGAGCAAGACGGCCACGGAGAUGAAGGAACAUCUGGAUGACAUCUGUAAGAAGGAAUUGAGCAAAAUCUCCAAAACAGUUAGUGAAACCCCAGUGUACAUACUUUUGCCAAGAAAUGGAGACAAACGACUCAAAGUUCCUUCCAGAGUUGAUUUUCAGGAGCCAAAAACCAGGAUGGACUUCUUAAGAUACACGUGCAAGAUGUCCUUUGAUCCAAACACGGUCUAUAAAGAGCUGGUCCUGUCCGAGGGCAACCAGAAGGUCAUGCGGAAGAAAGCAGUCCAGUUUCACCCAGAUCAUCCAGAACGCUUUGAUGGUUACUCGCAGGUGUUGUGCAAGGAGGCUUUUACUGGUUUCAGGUUUUACUGGGAGGCAGAGUGGAGUGGCGAGUUUUCCAUCGGGGUGGCCUACAAGAGCAUCAGUCGCAAAGGGAAGAACUCGCACAGCCUGCUGGGCUACAACGACAAGUCCUGGAGUCUCCUCUGCUCCGAUUCAGGCUACUCUGCCUGGCACAACAAAGUAGACAGAGGCCUUCCUGAAGCUCCCAGAGCCACACGGAUUGGUGUGUACCUGGAUUAUGCCGGAAACACUGUGGCCUUUUACUCGGUAUCAGAGACCAUGGCACUGAUCCACAGAUUCAAAGCUCAGUUCAGUGAGCCUUUGUAUGCUGGUUUUGGUGUGGGCUCGUCUGUAACCCUCUGCCAGCUAAAGAAAAAUGCAAAGCCUUACUAAAUUAAAUAAAUAAAUGAGGGAAGUUAAAUUCGAUCGUGAAGGGUCAGAAGAACUAAAGCUGUCAACUGGAUGAGAGAGAGAGAAAGCAGCAGAAAGUCAUCAACAGCAAGACGAACAGAUACAAAGCUGCUACCAUCAAGAAAACCCUUUUAUGUGAAUUGGUAUCCAUACACUGGACAACGUAAUCACUAUCAGCCGAGAAACACAGCAACAUGCCAGCUUGUACCUCAGAGCUUUACACCUGAGAAAUAUCAGAGUGGACGGGUGCAAGGUAUUAUUUCAGACAGAUGGAGCUCUGCACAAGAGGACGUGUAUUCAGGAAUAUUACAUUCAAGAACGUAAAUAGGUCUGAAAUGAGACUGAGUGAUAGUUGGUGGAUGAGAAAAUGCAAUAAGCCCGAGACACAAAAGAAAAUCUCAACCAAAAUCUAAUUUGAACUUAAUCACAGGGUUUAAAAGCUGAAAAUAAGUCGUCCAUAUUCUCUAAGCUAACAUGAUUUGCAAGAGAAAUUAUCUGAAGAAACAACGCUGCUUUACAUGUUCGUCACAGACGUGAAAGCACGUCCAUGGCCCUAUUAUGCAAACUUGCAGGUGUUGGAGGCAGUCAAUAGUAAAACUACUAAAUAAAUGUUGGUGACCGCUAUAAUAAAAACAUUAAGUGCAAUAAUAACAGUGUAUAUCAUGACAGUUGACCUAAAACUUUAGUUUACAUUUAUUUCUAUGGCAGCAAUGCAAAUUAAAUACAAAUAUAUAAUGAGAUUAAAGUCACAUUUUCAUUAUGCAUGGAUAUUAUAGUAUACUUUUUUAUUCAGUUUUAUUUUAUUGUCUCUCUUCUGUACAGUAUGUGCUAAAUUAUAAAAUGGUAUACAAACAUACCGAAUGUCAAAUGUUAAAGGUAGGCUUCUUUUUUUUGGAAACGCAAACAGAAAAAAAAAAAAAUGCAUUUGCUUGAGCUU